CCGCAGAGUCCGCACAAUAUAAAGCAGCGCCUGUCUCGCCUGGCGCAUUCGUCUGCUCCCCCGGAUCCAAGAGAGCACCGCACCGCUGCCCUAUCUGAACAAUGGCCCGCUUCCAACCCUUUGCAGACCUCCCGCAUAUGCCCUCGGGGGAUAAUCUACCCCAGGAUUAUGAGCUGUUUCCCUGCCAGUACGAAUCUUACCCGGACCCCACGAUUAUCCAACGCCCCUCGGCUUUCCAGAUGCAGCUUUCGCCUGCUGAAAUUCCAGUGAAGAGCCCCUACUUUGCUGCUUCCUGUGUGCCAUGGUCAGGCGAGCCGAUCUUAUCCCAUCACCCCGGCCCAUUGACUGCUCCAUCCGACUUCGGCUCUCCCUGGUGCAGCGAUCUUGCAUCUAGCCCUGGUGCCGAAAGCAUCGAAAGCAGCAGCUCCAGCUGGUUGAACAUGGGAUGUUAUAUGUCCCCUCCUUACACGUGCGAUGAUGCUAUGCUUUCGCAACCUGGUUUCGAAUCCUGCUCCUCACCAGCCGCCUUCAGCGGUGUCGACAGUCUCGUGGCACCUUCCCAGGUGUACCCCGAGCCUGAGCCUAUCGUGAAGCUCGAGACCGAGACGAGGAAUUUCGUGAAUGAAGCGCUUUGCUACAGCAGCACCCCGCAACCCAACGAGUCGGACAUUGCCUGUGACGUUCAAAUCUAUACGUGUCCCGACACAACCAGUCAGCCAGUCACUUGCAACUCGCCUAGCUUCCAGGCCAAGUCCCGGAAAGCAUCCAAACCUACCGCUAGCCGCAUCAGCAAGCGACCUCGCAAGGCCUCCGCCAAGGCAGGGUCCAUUUCCGCACCCAAGUCUCGCUCCAAGGCCAGUGGUAAGAAGGAUGCUGCGGUGGCUAGCCGGGUGUUCGUCUGCAGUUUCUCACAUUUCGGAUGCCCGAGCACCUUCGUGUCCAAGAACGAGUGGAAACGCCAUGUGACCUCACAACACAUCCAGCCGGGGUUCUACCGGUGCGAUGUCGGACGCUGCUGUCUCGACAACCUCAGCAAGGACCGGAACCCCGAAUCCGACGACUGUCCUGCAUACAACGAGACGCACCUGGUCAACGACUUCAACCGCAAAGAUCUUUUCACCCAGCACCAACGGCGCAUGCACGCUCCGUGGGUUGCUCGGAACCGCAAGCACCCGGAAACCGACCAAGAGCGGGACGAGUUUGAGCAGAGCCUCGAGGCCGUCCGGGAGCGCUGCUGGCACGAGCAGCGCAAGCCCCCUUCUCAGAGCUGCUGUGGCUUCUGUGGGCAACAUUUCAGCGGGGCGAGAAGCUGGAACGAGCGCAUGGAACACGUCGGGCGCCAUUACGAGAAGGGCGACUUGCAGUAUGAGGCGGAGGACCUCCUGUUGCGCCAGUGGGCGAUGGAGGAGGAACUCAUUCAGCGGGUGGGAGGAGAGUGGAAGUUGGUCGCUCUUUGCGACAAGUAAAAGUCUCUUCUUCCCGCCUGCCAUCUCCUACGCCCCUUCCACGAUUCUUCUUGUGUCGUUUUCUUCUUUGUUUCCUUUGUUGAUUUCCCCCUCUACUCUUUUCUAAUCCCCCUUCUCUGCCCUGGCUAUUUUGAACAGACAGAGAGAUGAUGACUGACGACUGAUGUCCUGUACUCACUACUUUCACGCGCAUUUGCGACUACGUUGUUCUCCUUGGGAAAGGUUUCCGGUUCGCACAAUACCCAUCCAUACAUACAUACCUACUACACUCGAGAGGGAGGAGCUGGCAGGUGCAUGCAUAUGCAGUUGGCUUUCCUAUCUCAAGCACCACUAGGAGUUGAUGACCAAUAUAGAAAUGAUUCUUCAC
Aspergillus heteromorphus CBS 117.55 is the source of this 1833-nucleotide messenger RNA. RefSeq names its product putative C2H2 finger domain protein. Lineage: Eukaryota; Fungi; Ascomycota; Eurotiomycetes; Eurotiales; Aspergillaceae. The record is from RefSeq and is a predicted model, not a curated record. Gene Ontology annotation, molecular function: DNA-binding transcription factor activity. The transcript has a single exon. Bases 102 to 1466 code for a protein of 454 amino acids.